Molecule: messenger RNA, 799 nt
Organism: Ctenocephalides felis (cat flea)
Lineage: Eukaryota; Metazoa; Arthropoda; Insecta; Siphonaptera; Pulicidae
Exons: 4
Coding region: 287-580 (97 amino acids)
Source: RefSeq, a predicted model, not a curated record
UUUCGAGUGUUUAGUAUAAAAAUAACUAGCUGAUUGCAACAUAUCACCUCGAAAUCCAUCAAAAUCAUCGAAAAAAAUCAACAAUUAAUUACGAAGAAACGAAACCUAGAAAGAGAAAAAAUGUACGUAAUGGCUAUCUGAAAUAUUAAAUUAUAAAACUAAGCAGUUGAAUCAGUUCUUAUUAAAGAAAGCACUCGAAACUACUAUGCAAAAUUAUACGCAGACACGGGUUUAUUAAAAUUGAACACGGCGUUGAGAAAAACUUAGUUUUGUCUUACUGGCUUGUAUGAUAGCAACUGCUUAUGGAGGUGAUAUGAUGAGGAAAUCAAUCGUGUUUGAUAAGAAUACACCAGAUGUGUUCUACUGUCCCACCCACAAACCAACUGGUUUCGACAAGCUGAUAGUACGAUCAAGGCCUAUUCACAAACUAUGUGAGUUCGAAGGUAAAACCUUGCCCGAAAGCUACAGAUCAGACUGCUACCAGGACGUCGACGAAACGGAAUAUGCUUGCAAAGAAAAAUACAGGAUAAUGAAGCGGUAUGCAACUGAACCUGAUAAUAUAAUGGUCAACAGAAAAUAAGCCUCAAUAAAAUGGAAAUAUGUUUCAAUCAUCAAUAAUAGGUUUUAACGGCUUUAAGUCAGUUAAAAUUCUGUUAAAAAGUUUUUAUAAUGUAUUUAAUACAAAGGUCGAAAAUUAUUAUUGCAUAUCAAAUAUGAUUUAAAUCAACAAUGUAAUCUGACUAACGAACGUAACCAAUUAAUAUCGUGAUAUUAUGUAAGAACAUCAUGAUGUUUGUAU